This is a messenger RNA of Rana temporaria (common frog), 950 nucleotides long. Its product is annotated as odorant receptor 131-2-like. Bases 4 to 927 code for a protein of 307 amino acids. The record is from RefSeq and is a predicted model, not a curated record. The transcript has a single exon. Gene Ontology annotation, cellular component: membrane. Gene Ontology annotation, biological process: G protein-coupled receptor signaling pathway. Gene Ontology annotation, molecular function: G protein-coupled receptor activity. Lineage: Eukaryota; Metazoa; Chordata; Amphibia; Anura; Ranidae.
CUCAUGAUGAACCUAACCGUAUUCAUUACUUCCAAUAACAUCACCAACAUAAGCAGCCAAUACAAUCAACUAUAUCAAAAUGCAAAAUUCGUUUUUUUUGUCAUCAUCAUCUUCUGCUUCUGUUUCUUCAUCUACUUCAUCCUAGUACUUCUGAUGGUUUACUUCACCACUCCUCACGUCCGGGAGAAUGCACGAUACAUCCUCUUUGCUCAUAUGCUCAUCAACGACACAAUGUACCUCAGCCUUGGGCUGUUCCUGUGUUUAGGCUUCGGAUUCCUCUUAUAUAUUCCUGUACCCAUCUGUUACGUUCUGGUGACCUGUGCCACAGCUACAUUACGAAUCACUCCGUACAACUUGGCCAUCAUGGCCUUGGAACGAUACGUGGCUAUUUGCUUCCCUCUCAAACACAUCAUGUUAUGUACAGCCCGGAGGUCAUAUUUUGCUAUUGCAGUAAUGUGGUUUGUUGGUUUGCUUCCCAAUGUUGCUGAUUUUAUAGUCCUCAUUUCCUCUGUUGAGGUGAAAUUUUUCUCCCGGAAUCUGCUGUGCAGGCAACAAUCAUUACUUGUCCUACCAGCCCAAAACACCAUACAAUUCUCCACCUAUAUUGCAAGUUUCAUACUGGUGUCUCUGGUCAUUCUCUUCACCUACAUCAAGGUUAUGCUGAUAGCUCGAAAAACUGGAUCCGGGAAGUCUUCGGCCUCCAAGGCUGGUAGAACCUUGAUCCUUCAUGCAGUUCAGCUCUUUCUAUGUCUGCUCUCUCUAACUUCUUCAUUUUCAGAAUUGUACCAAGGAGAUUUUUAUUAUUUUGUGAUGAUGCUCAAUUUUUUGAUGUUCAUGUGUUUGCCAAGACUUCUCAGCCCUCUUAUUUAUGGCAUUAGAGAUGAAGUGUUUAGUAAAAGCAUUAAGAAGAUGUAUUCUACCAACUAAUAAAUCUAUGAGUAAACCUUAAA